AGCGCGGGGUCGUGUGGUCGGUCGGACUACAGAACUUGGACUGGACAUUUGGUGUCACUGGUUACGGUUCAUACCGUUGCUCCGUGUCCGUAUUCCCCGUUUUCAGUUUGUGAUUGUCGCCGAUCAUGUAUGGUAGUUUUUCGCUUUCGUGAAACAUGUGCUGUCCGCUUAACGUAGGCCGACCGUCGAUGUUGUUAUUAUUGUGCAUCCGUCUGUCUGAUUAUAAUGUCAAAUACGUUUACUGUUGAGAAAAAAUCGGAAACCAAAUCCAAUCCUCAGUACUCGCCCACCAUCCGCGUACAAGCCGAAUUGUUCGAACCCACUGACAACAGAUAUCCUGUGUUCAAUUAUCAGAAGUUGCUCAUCGAAGAGAAAAAACGUCGAAGAAGGGAUCAGCAAUCUUAUACUCUUGAAGAAAAUGAUGAAUCUAUAAAACAAUUGGCAGACCAUUAUGAACAAAAAUAUGGGUUUAGUGGUGUUAAGAAAAAGAAAAAGAAAAAAACUGCCUUCUAUAACUAUUCGGAACUUGCGGCUGGUUAUGAUGAAAAUGAUUCAUUCAUUGACAAUACUGAAAUUUGCGAUGAAGUCAUGCCAAAUGAAGUUGAAACUAAACAUGGUGGUUAUUAUGUAAAUUCUGGUUCUUUAGAAUUCAAGAAUGUUUAUAUGUCUGAAGAUUCUGAAGAAAUAAAAUCUAGUCAACCUCGUAAGCAUUUUAUAAACACUGUAAUAGAAGAUAGUGAUGAAAAAUUGCCUACUUUUGCUGUUUCAAAUAAUUCAGAAAAAAAUUCGCUAACUGAAACUAAGACUUCUGAUACAUCUGAUGAUUCAUCUUGUUCUGAUGAAGAAAAAGAAUCUUUAAAACCUAUAUGUACAUCAACACUUCCAGUGAAUGGCAAAGUUAAACGAAGACAGUCAAUUGAUUCUGAUAGCACUGGUUCUAUUAUUCCAACUAAAAAAAAGAAGAUCAAUACAGUUAAAUCAUUGAUACAAGAAAAAAAAGUUCAGAUACCAGAAUGCAAGCCAAGUUGUUCAAAAGAUACUUUACCCUUAUCUUCUGAUGAAGCAGUUACUACAGAAAAUAAUGUUAGUAGUUCUAUUAUUGAAACAAUUGAAUCUGUCAUAUAUGGUCGUUCAAAACCUGCAACUGUUUCAUUGAAUUUAGAGAAUGAUACUGUUAAAAGUACACAGAUUGUAAUAAAUCCACCUAUCAGUAUUGAUGUACCAAUAUCCAAUGGUAUUCAUAAUGCAACAGAAGAACUUCCUAAAAUUAUAGUGGAAAUUAUUGAAUCAAUUAAGACUGAAGCUCAAAUAGCAAUCCAAAAUAAUUCAAACAUUUUUUCAGAAGAAAUAAAUUUAAAUCUAUUAAGUCUUGAAUAUCAAAAAGAAGUAAUACCAUUUAAUGCACAACCAAUCUAUGCAACAUUAGCUGAGCAUAUGUUAUGUGAUAAAGAAAAGCUUGUAAAACAAGUAAAUAAGCUGGUUGAUUUAGAAGAAGAAAAAAUUACUGAGCCAAUUGAACGGUUAAAAGAUGCAAUUGAAAAAAUAUUACCAUCAGUUAUUGAACAAUAUAAUCUCGAUUGUGAUAAAAUUUUAGAUCAAAGGACUGUUAAUGGAACUUCUAAUGAUGGAUUGAAAUCAAAACAUGGACCUAAACGACCACGUCGUAAAUUUCCUUGGAAUGAAGAGUUUAGAACAUUAGUACGAGAAAUUAUUAAUAUCCGAAAAACUACCUAUUCUAAAAUCAGAAGAUCCCACCCGAUAGAGGAGUUUAUUACCCAAUUCAUAAAUAAUCAAAUCAAACCAUUAUGGCCAAAUGGGUGGAUGAAGUCUACCAAUAUUAUAAAAGAACUUAAAGUAAAAGAAAAGGAUUCUAGGCCUAAACUAUCAAAAAAACAACCAUUACACAAUAGCCCAAUUAAAUUGCUAAGUGCUAUUAAAUUGGCUUCUGAACAUAAAGUUUCUAAUUCUGCCAUGAACAAACUGCAUAAAUGGAAUAAACAAAAAUCUUCAAAAAUAUCUGACCUUAACACAGGAACAACUACUAAAUCAACUAGUCAAACUCCACCUGCAACACUAUCUACAACUGCUUUGAAAUCUGCUGCAAAGCAAUUUUAUAGUCCUCCUCAUACAGUGGCUAUUAGUACUUUAAGUAAUGAUACUUGUCCUUAUCAGGCAACUAUUACGACCACGGCAAUUAAUGGCUGUAAACAAAAAGAAUGUGAAAACAACAGUGUUAUUGUAAAAACAGAUGCACCUAGUGGAGAUAUAUUAGAUUUAUCGCCAAUUAAAUCCAGUUCAAUAUCAUAUGCAUGUAACAAAUUAAAAGAUGUUACUGAGAUUUGCAAUAAUACCUCAAAAGAUAAUAAGAGCCCUUCAAAACCGCAGGAUUUGCAAAUUAGUCCAAAGCACAUGAUUCAACAGCCAAUUUCUCGAAAACAAAGAUUGCUUCAGGAAUUGCAUAAUAAACCUUUGCCUGAUCAACAAAGGUUAUCAACCAAUAGUUUUACUGUUGAUCAACAGAGCACAAAACCAAAAGAUGAUAAUUCAAUUUCGUCUAUAAAUAAAUUAGACUGUAUAAAAGGUGAAAACAAGUCGACCGGUACAGAUAUGUUAAGUCAAAUAAUCAAUGAAUCUUUAAAGGAUAAUACGUCACCAUUACCCUCACAAUUUACCACUAAUAGUAGUUUCUAUAAAAUUAAAGAUGAGACUAAAUCGCCAACCUCGGUCGUAGUCAAACAAGAAAUCAAAAAUGAUUAUUCAGAUUGGUCACAUAGUGACCGGAAUACAGCAUCUAGAACACCAUCAAGCCAUCGAUCAUCCAGUACUGAACUUGCGGAAAAAGAAGCACAAGAAGUUAUUCAAGAAUUGUUAGAUUUGAAUAGAUUAUCUUGCUCGUCACAGACCACUAACGAUAAUACUUUCAAAAAACAUUCGUCUAUGUAUACUUCUCAUUCAUCGGACACACUUGUUAGUUCACCACUGGGAGUCAUCCAUCAUCCAGCUUUUAGGAAUUCAUAUAGUACAUCAAGCAGUACAAUGAGUAAAUCAACUCAUGGGACAACAAUAGGUAUUCCAAAAAUGAGUAUUGGUUUCAAGGAUGAGUUUCUUAAGCACAUGGUGAAAACUGAAGAAUCCACUUCGCGACUAACUACAGAAAGUUUUCAAAAACAUGGUAUACCACACUAUGGUCUUAUACAAACUAAUGCUCAAAUGUCAGAUAACUUAUUUCAGCAACAAUUCUUUUCAACAUUGAAUACAAAAUCAAAUAAAGAUAAAAUGAGUCAUAAUUCAAUAACGUACAGUAAUAAAAACGAAUAAAGUAAAUGUAUUUUAUAAGUACUAAUAUAGUACAAUACUAUAAAGAUAUUUGAUACAGUCAGAAAUAUCUUGAAUUCACUAUCUGAGAGUAAUUUAUUUUUGUUUUUAUUUAAAUAAUUAGUAUUAUAUUAAACUAGUAGUAUUAUAAUUAUUGAGGAUAGACCUCGUGAUUAAUGUAAAAAAAAAGUAAUAUGUGUACAUUAGGUAUAUUUAAAAAAUAAAUGUUCAUGUAUAUAA
Messenger RNA from Rhopalosiphum padi (bird cherry-oat aphid), 3555 nucleotides. It is a transcript of the gene yem, whose product is annotated as ubinuclein-2. Gene Ontology annotation, cellular component: nucleus. The record is from RefSeq and is a predicted model, not a curated record. The transcript is spliced from 20 exons. The coding region runs from base 226 to 3318 and encodes 1030 amino acids. NCBI's taxonomy places the organism in Eukaryota, Metazoa, Arthropoda, Insecta, Hemiptera, Aphididae.